GGUGGGGUCCCCGGGGCUGUGAGCGACGAUCCCGUCCCCUUCCCCAGCAGCCAUGGCCGGGGUGGUGCGGACCCUGAGCCGCUGCCUGCUGCCGGCCGAAGCCACCAGCCGCGGGGAGCCGCGGCGGGAGGGCAAGGAGCGGAGCCGGGACUCGGAGCGGGAGGCGCGGCGGCGGAGCCGGGAGAUCGACGCGAUGCUGGCCCGGGAGCGGCGGGCCGUGCGCCGCCUGGUCAAGAUCCUGCUGCUGGGCGCCGGCGAGAGCGGCAAGUCCACCUUCCUCAAGCAGAUGCGGAUCAUCCACGGCCGCGAGUUCGACCAGAAGGCGCUGCUGGAGUUCCGGGCCAUCAUCUACGAGAACGUGGUCAAGGGCUGCAAGGUUCUCGUUGAUGCACGGGACAAACUAAGGAUUCCUUGGCAGUACACGGAGAACGAGAAGCAUGGAAUGUUUUUGAUGGCUUUUGAAAACAAAGCUGGAGUGUCUAUAGAGCCUGCCACAUUCCAGUUGUAUGUACCUGCACUGAGUGGACUAUGGAGGGAUUCUGGGAUCAAGGAAGCUUUUAGCCGUCGGAGUGAGUAUCAGCUGGGUGAAUCGGUGAAAUACUUCCUGGAUAACCUGGAUCGGAUUGGCCAGCUGAAUUAUUUCCCCAGCAAACAAGAUAUUUUGUUGGCCAGAAAAGCCACCAAGGGAAUCGUCGAGCAUGAUUUCAUCAUUAAAAAAAUCCCUUUCAAGAUGGUGGAUGUGGGUGGACAGAGGUCUCAGCGUCAGAAGUGGUUCCAGUGCUUUGAUGGGAUAACUUCUAUUUUGUUCAUGGUUUCCUCCAGUGAAUACGACCAGGUUCUCAUGGAAGACAGACGCACAAACAGACUGGUGGAGUCCAUGAACAUCUUUGAGACAAUAGUCAAUAACAAGCUCUUCUUUAAUGUUUCUAUCAUCCUUUUCCUGAACAAAAUGGAUCUCCUUGUAGAGAAGGUAAAGACAGUCAGCAUUAAGAAGUAUUUCUCAGACUUCAAGGGUGAUCCUCACAGGCUAGAUGAUGUUCAGCGUUACUUGGUGCAGUGUUUUGACAGAAAGCGGCGGAACCGCAGUAAGCCACUCUUCCAUCAUUUCACAACUGCCAUAGAUACUGAAAAUAUCCGCUUUGUGUUUCAUGCAGUGAAGGACACAAUCCUUCAAGAGAAUCUGAAGGAUAUUAUGUUGCAGUGAAGAAAAGCACCCCUUGUCGUGUUGAAAUCUACCCGAGGUUAUAAGUCAAAGCUUUUAUUUUAUCUUUUUGGCUCUUGCAUGUGGUUUUAGGACCCAUGCUAUUCACUUGGCUCAGGAAUGCUGAAACUAGCCAGUCAUGGAGGCAGGAGGAGUCAAACAUUGAUGUUAGCUACUGAAUCAUUUGGACGAGUAACACUACUGAAAAAAGUGGCCGUUGUAGGGUUUGACGCCUAGUUUGAAAUGUUGAAUAACACAAUCACCUUCCUAUCUUAGAAAAAUCUAAAUGACAAACUAUGUAAGGAAGACUUUUAGUGAAAACUGUUGUUUUGCAAGGACAGUAACUGUACAGACUGCCUUUCUCUGUAGUUUGGAGGUGCUGAGUUAACCAGUCAAACUAAUGUAAAUUAUAAUGAGGUUGGUAGUUGUACUAGAGAAUAAAUGGCAAUAUAUUAA
Molecule: messenger RNA, 1657 nt
Organism: Gopherus evgoodei (Goodes thornscrub tortoise)
Lineage: Eukaryota; Metazoa; Chordata; Testudines; Testudinidae
Gene: GNA12
Product: G protein subunit alpha 12
Exons: 4
Coding region: 53-1204 (383 amino acids)
Biological process (GO): Rho protein signal transduction; adenylate cyclase-modulating G protein-coupled receptor signaling pathway
Cellular component (GO): brush border membrane; heterotrimeric G-protein complex
Molecular function (GO): guanyl nucleotide binding; D5 dopamine receptor binding; G-protein beta/gamma-subunit complex binding
Source: RefSeq, a predicted model, not a curated record